CAUUCUAGCCGCGCCGACGAGUGUUGCGUGUUGCGGACUUCGCAGAGUGACAAGUUGUGAUCAACGAUCUACGUUUCAGGGCGGCAUUCAACAUGGCAAUUAAUCCGCUGCUGAUCGCAGCCCUUGGCCUCUUCAUCACCGUUUGUCCUCGUCCGUCGAGCGCGGCGGUCAUCGGACGGGUGGAGGACGCGGAGGGCAACAAGACGGCGUGGGAACUAACGGAAGCUCUGUACGGCACCUCGGGGCUGCGGAGUUUCAAUGGCACCUGGAUAACAGAUGAGGAGUUUUACUACACUGCCACCGACCGAUCCAUUCACAAAUUCAAUGCGGCCACCAAGACAGAUGUGAUCUUCCAAAACUCCUCAUUUCUGAACAACUAUGUGGGCGCCACCUUCUCACUGUCGCCGGACAACACGAAGAUCCUUAUCCGGCACAACCUUACGGAAAAGUUCCGCCACUCGUAUAUUGCGCAGUACGACGUCUUCGACAUCGAGACCAACACGACCGUCCAAAUCCACAAGGGCGAGAAGCUGCAGUACUGCGGAUGGUCACCACUGCGGGAUCGCUUGGCCUACGUCUACCUGAACAAUGUCUUCAUCCACUUAAACGAAAGCUUGGAGAUCAGCAUCACGAACGACGGCGUGGACGGUGUGGUCUACAACGGAGUGCCCGACUGGGUCUACGAAGAGGAGGUUCUGAGCAGCGGCAGCGCGAUCUGGUGGUCAUCGGAUGGCAGCAGGCUGGCCGUUGGCUUCUUUAACGACACAGAGGUGGAGACUUUCACCUACUUCCUUUACGGCGAUGGCGCCACCUUCUAUCAGUAUCCGCACGAGGAGCAGCUUAAGUAUCCCAAGUCGGGCUCCAAGAACCCGGUGGUGAGCCUGCGCGUCUACGAAGUGUCCGACAAUGACAUGCACAGCAUCGAGGCACCCGUGGACAUCGUCGGAGACGAUCACAUCCUGCAGAGCGUCGUCUGGUCGAACUCGACUCACCUGCUAAUCACCUGGAUGAAUCGCCGCCAGAAUCUCAGCUCCAUUCAGAGCUGCAGCUACCUGGGUGACUGUGUGGAGGUCAAACGGCUGGAGGAGCCCCACGGAUGGGUGGACAUUACCACGCCCAAGUGCUUCUCCACUGGUAAGAACUGCAUCUUCGGCUACUUCAUAGACAACUGGCACCAGGUGUGGAACCUGGACCUGGAGACGGGACUCAACAGUUGGCAGUCGCGCGGCAACUUUACGGUUUUGAACGUAUAUGGCUAUGACGAAGCCAGGGACAAACUCUACUACCAGGCCACUUUGCCCGGAGAUCCCUCAGUGUACCAUGUGUUCAGCAACGAUGAGUGCCUUAGCUGCGGCCAAAUUGAUGCGGAUGGUGUGGCCUGUCGCUCCGCUUCGGGCACAUUCAGCAAGUCCUUCUCCUACUACACGCUCUCCUGCACCGGUCCCAAUCCGAGCUACACCAGGAUCUUCGAGGCCUCCACGAAGACACUCCAGGUGGACUGGGAGCCGAAUACAGCCUACCGCAAGCAAAUAGAGCAAAAACUGCGCCCCAGCUAUCAAUUCAUGAACGUCACCCUGGCCGAUGGAAGUAUUGGUUACGCCAAGCUUGCCCUUCCGCCCAACUUCGUGGCGACGAAGAAGUACCCACUGAUCGUGGUUGUGUACCAGGGACCCAACUCGGUGCGAGUGACCAACGGGUUCACCCUGGGCUACGAGGCGUUUGUCACGACCUCGCGGGAAACGAUUUAUGCGUAUAUUGAUGGCCGAGGUACGGGUAACAAGGGCAAGGACCUGCUCUUCUCGGUCAACAACGAUCUGGGUGAUCACGAGGUCGAGGAUCAACUGUUCGUCACUCGCUGGAUGCAACAAAAUCUGGCCUUCGUGGAUGCCGAGCGUUGCGGCAUUUGGGGAUGGAGCUAUGGUGGCUAUAUGACGGCCAAGACCAUUGAGAAGGAUGACGAUCGGAUCUUUCAGUGCGGAGUUUCGGUGGCUCCCGUUACCUCGUGGCUGUACUAUGAUACGAUUUAUACGGAACGCUAUAUGGGACUUCCCACUGACGAUGACAAUUUUAAGAAAUACAACGAGAGCAGCGUGUUCGGCAACUUGGAGAACUUCAAGAGCCACGACUUCCUGUUGAUUCAUGGUUCCGGCGACGACAAUGUCCACUACCAGCACUCCCUGCUCUUGGCCAAAUUGCUGCAGAGACAGGAUAUUCAGUUCGAGGAACAGACCUACACCGAUGAGAACCAUCGCAUCGGCAAUGCUCUGCCCCAUUUGUACCAUACCGUUGAUGCCUUCUGGACCAACUGCCUCAACUUGGAUGUCUACGAAGACACUGUGUAGUGAAAGCGACUGUCGUCAGUCUAGUCAAAUAUAAGUAUUUGAAAAUUGUCCUUGUCCAAGUUUCCUUAGAAAUAUUAAAUGCUUAAAGUACCAAAUUUCAGUUGAAGAAAUUAAAGAAAUAUUAAUUUCUUCUUCUGAAAGUUGUUUAUGUAAUAUUAAAAUUGUUCUUUCUUAACAAAAAUUGAGCCAAAAAUAAAAAUUGUACCUAUAUGUAUAUAAA
Drosophila sechellia is the source of this 2562-nucleotide messenger RNA. RefSeq names its product venom dipeptidyl peptidase 4. Gene Ontology annotation, cellular component: plasma membrane. Gene Ontology annotation, biological process: proteolysis. The record is from RefSeq and is a predicted model, not a curated record. Gene Ontology annotation, molecular function: serine-type peptidase activity; dipeptidyl-peptidase activity. NCBI's taxonomy places the organism in Eukaryota, Metazoa, Arthropoda, Insecta, Diptera, Drosophilidae.